AUGGCCACUCCAUCAAACAAGGCUGACAUACCUUUGCAGCGGUUUCCAUGGCUGUACAUAAAAGCUGACACGCCUAAAGGUCGAGGUGUAUUUGCAACCAAAAUCAUUCCCGCAAAGACUGUGAUUGAAGUCUGUCCUGUCCUGAUUCUGGGCUUGGAUGAGAACAAAACCCACGUCGAGCACACAUCGUUGUAUCACUACACAUAUAACUGGCCGACGAUCGACUCUGAUGGCAACAAGCGAGUGGCCCAAGCCGUCAUCUUGGGUCUAGGGUCGAUGUUCAAUCAUUCGACCCAAGAUCAGAAUGUUGUAUGGGAACGAGACCCAGAACGCCUCAUCAUCACAUACAAAGCAUUGCGUGAUAUACCAGUUGGCGAGGAGCUUUGUAUCUCGUACGGGAGUCACCUUACGUUCAAAGACGCCGAUGCACCAGUCGCUCCGCCACCCGAAGAAGAAAUGUUCGAGCUGUUCAAUGCAAUCCAGAUCGAUUGA
This is a messenger RNA of Boeremia exigua, 492 nucleotides long. RefSeq lists its product as uncharacterized. The transcript has 4 exons. The coding region runs from base 1 to 492 and encodes 163 amino acids. Lineage: Eukaryota; Fungi; Ascomycota; Dothideomycetes; Pleosporales; Didymellaceae. The record is from RefSeq and is a predicted model, not a curated record. Gene Ontology annotation, molecular function: protein binding.